This is a messenger RNA of Rotaria sordida, 408 nucleotides long. NCBI's taxonomy places the organism in Eukaryota, Metazoa, Rotifera, Eurotatoria, Philodinida, Philodinidae. The record is from the annotation of a GenBank genome assembly.
AUGAUGAAUUUCGAUAAUCUCUUUCGAGGUUUUAUAUUAACUCAAUCAUUUGUUCCACCUCAAGUAGCUAUAGCUCAUUUUCAACUUGUUCUACCACGUGAUCAUCGUUUUGGUGUUGAUACAAUUUCAAUAGGAAUUUGUUUUACUGGAACAGAUGAUCAUGGUUUUAGUCGACGACGGUUGCUUACUACAGUCCCAUUAAUUAAUCAAUAUCGUAUAGGUUCAAUUCUUCUUGCAAAUCCAUAUUAUGGUUUAAGAAAACCACCAGAUCAAUCUCGCUCGUCAUUAUUUUGGCCUGAUCCACUUUCUCUCUUAUCCUGUGCUUCUUGGUCAUCAAGUUCAACAGUAUUUUGUGAUGGUGUACUUUCUAAAGCCUGUCAAAUAUUUUAUGAUUAUUUACGUGAAUGA